Molecule: messenger RNA, 474 nt
Organism: Geosmithia morbida
Lineage: Eukaryota; Fungi; Ascomycota; Sordariomycetes; Hypocreales; Bionectriaceae
Product: Dynamin central region
Exons: 2
Coding region: 1-474 (157 amino acids)
Source: RefSeq, a predicted model, not a curated record
AUGACCGACCUUCCGGGCCUAUUCAGCGCCCAAAGCGGAGGCCAGUCAACCGAGGGCUCCGAAAUCGUUCGGGCCGCGGUUGAUCGUCACGGCCACCGGACCGUGGGUCUCAUCACCGAGCCAGACGACCUAUACAGAGACUAUGGCCUCGAGGCCUUCUUCCUAGACUUGGCGAAGAACAAGAAUACUGUCUUCGGCCGUGGCUGGCAUGUUCUCCGCAACCGCAGCCCCGAUGAGAGGGGCCGUACGACGGCACAGCGCGACGAAGCCGAGCGCGACUUCUUCUCGAAAUCGCCGUGGAAUUCUCUCCGCAGGGGACAAGUUGGAGUGGAAACACCCGAGCCGAGGUCGACCGACCUGCCGCGGGAGCAAAUCACGGUGCAGCUUCCAAGCUUCGCAGACGAGGCCGUCUCGGGGAUAUCGGACGCCAAGUCCACGCUGCAGCGGCUUGGAUCACCAAGAGACACCAUCUGA